CUUCCUCUCCAUAUAAAAGGAUCACUACCGCUCAUUCGUGAACCCUAAUUCAGCCGACGAGCUCUCUGCUUCUCCUGGUUUGCUCGUUGUUCUGAAAGACUAGAGUCAUGACUUUCAAGCGCAGGAAUGGUGGACGCAACAAGCAUGGACGCGGACACGUGAAAUUUAUCCGCUGCUCCAACUGCGGCAAAUGCUGCCCCAAGGACAAGGCCAUCAAGAGGUUCCUUGUCAGGAACAUCGUGGAGCAGGCAGCUGUUAGGGAUGUUCAGGAAGCCUGUGUCUAUGAUCAGUACACUCUUCCUAAGCUGUAUGCUAAGAUGCAGUACUGCGUUUCCUGUGCCAUUCACUCUCACGUUGUGAGGGUUCGAUCACGCACUGACAGGAGGAAGCGUGAUCCUCCACAGCGCUUCAUUAGACGCAGGGAUGACGCACCAAAGCCUGGGCAGCCAGGACAGGCCCCUCGUGUUGGAGCUGGAACUGCACCCCGUACUUGAAGAAACUUUUUAUAUGCUUUUAAAUUUUCUUAUGGUUUCUCAAUCAUCGUGGAUUUGAAUUUUAUUUAGGAUUUUUGAUAUAUCAAGGUUUUGUUUCAAGAAUUGUAUGCUGCAGCUACUUUUGAAAUCUGAUUAAUUUUUGGUUGACAUGUUCAUCUUUAA
This is a messenger RNA of Momordica charantia (bitter melon), 656 nucleotides long. RefSeq names its product small ribosomal subunit protein eS26y. Gene Ontology annotation, biological process: translation. NCBI's taxonomy places the organism in Eukaryota, Viridiplantae, Streptophyta, Magnoliopsida, Cucurbitales, Cucurbitaceae. Gene Ontology annotation, molecular function: mRNA binding; structural constituent of ribosome. Gene Ontology annotation, cellular component: ribosome; cytosolic small ribosomal subunit. The record is from RefSeq and is a predicted model, not a curated record.